AUAAACGCUCCUGCUGUGUCUCGAGGGGGGAAUUGAUAUCAGGAGGAGGGGGGAGGAGGGGGGUUCAUCCUCUGAUUGGGCAUGUGCAGAAACGUAAAACCGAACCAGGCUCGACGAGGCAAUAAAGUAAUUCAAGCUUGUUACAGGUAAUUGAGCUCGGAAAUGCGCCUCUGUAGUGCCUUUACCUACAACAGUAAAAUGCAGCAGAACCCGGGUUCAGGGGAAAAGUGAAAGAUCGCAAGGUGAGAGCAUUUAUUUGCAGCUAUUGAGCCUCGGCACGCAUUUCAGCACGCUGGAGAGCGCACGUCGCAGCAGAGGCGGUGCGUGGAUUCAACCGGUGGCUUUGAGCGGAGUGAGAGGACUGUUUCAUUGAAUGUUGCAUAAAAAAAAAACUCCUCUUGUUUCACGAGUGGGAUACCCUUUUGGAUCAGGAGGACUACCUUCUAUUUUCCCUUAUUUUUUUCUGAAUCGGUGCGUUACCCUUCGUGCAGAAAGGCGUGCCGCUGGAUGAGUGCUUGCCUCCAGAAGCCGUGCUGAUCAGCGUGGAAUAGGAGCCGACGAGACCCUCCAUUUAUAAGGAUGCUGGUGGGAAAUGCCUGGAGACAGAGAUGACGAGAUUUGUCAAAAGGCACUUGAACUCCUGUCAGAUCUUUGCUCGAAGGGGGACGUGCAGAAUGAAAACUGUUUGGAUUUUAUCUACUAUUUCCGAGAUCUCGCCAGGCCACGGUACUCCGAUUCAGAUAUAUCAGUGAGUCUGCUGUCACUGGUAGUGACUGCCUGUGGCUUAGCCCUGUUUGGAGUCUCGCUCUUUGUCUCUUGGAAGCUCUGCUGGAUACCAUGGAGAGAACGUGGGCUCUCACCCACCACCAAGGAACCUCAAGGGCACAUCAAUCCAACCAUGAGCCCCCUGCCUUCUCAGCCUACACCACGAGAGCCUGUCUACACGGCAGUGGAUCCCCCAAUGCACAACCGCCGUAAGUCGUCGCACUGCUCAAUCACCAAAGAGCCCACUCCUGUGGCGUCUGUAGUGUCAGUGGAAGCUCCUGGGACUCCUGUAUCACCCCCACCUGUGGUUAUGGCCACACCAGAGGCAGCUAUGAAGAUCAGCCACACAUCUCCAGACAUUGCACUGGAUGCUCAGAGUAAAAGCAGAGAGAGUGGGAUUCACACUAAUCCUCGAAUGCAGCGGCAGACCACAGACCCUGCGCCAGGUGGUUGCUCAAUAUCUGAAAUUGGCCAAGGCUCCAUUCGGCGACAUAUGAACCUCUCUAACCCUGACUUCAAUGUGGCACAGUUCCAAAGGCAGGACUCGCUCACUGGAAUGGGUCUCGGUCUUGGUAGUCUCAAGCCUGAACUCUAUCAGCCUUGCUCUAUGGAUGAGGAUGAAGGCAGUCACAGAGGAAGAAGUUGUGGUCGCCUCCACUUUGUUCUUAAAUUUGACUGUAACCUGGAACAAUUAAUAGUAAAAAUCCACAAAGCAGAGGAUCUCCCAGCCAAGGACUUCUCCGGAACCUCUGACCCAUAUGUUAAGAUAUACCUUUUGCCUGAUCGCAAGACCAAGCACCAAACCAAGGUGCACCGUAAAACACUUAACCCUGUGUUUGAUGAGGUCUUCCUUUUUCCCGUGGCUUACUCUGAGCUUCCCACUCGUAAGCUGCACUUCAGUGUCUAUGACUUUGAUCGCUUCUCCCGUCAUGACAUUAUUGGUCAGGUGGUUGUGGAUAACUUCCUGGAGCUGGCAGAUUUCCCCAGGGAAACCCAACUCUGCCUGAAUAUCCAGUAUGUUUCUUCGGAUAACGUUGACCUUGGGGAUCUGAUGUUCUCCCUCUGUUAUUUGCCUACUGCGGGAAGACUAACCAUCACUAUGAUAAAGGCCCGUAAUCUGAAGGCCAUGGAUAUAACGGGUGCAUCUGAUCCAUAUGUGAAGGUUUCACUCAUGUGUGAGGGCCGCAGGCUGAAGAAAAGGAAGACGUCAACAAAAAGGAAUACUUUGAAUCCAAUCUAUAAUGAGGCCAUAGUAUUUGAUGUCCCACCAGAAAACAUAGAACAAAUCAGCCUUUUGAUAGCAGUGAUGGAUUAUGAUCGUGUAGGCCAUAAUGAGGUCAUCGGAGUGUGCCGGGUCGGAAAUGAUGCAGACAGCCUUGGCCGAGAACACUGGAAUGAAAUGCUCACAUAUCCCAGAAAACCUGUCGCCCACUGGCAUCCUCUUGUUGAGUACCAAGGGACCACAGGUAGCCAAGGAGGAUCCUGUAAUUCCCUGAAGACCGCUCCUUCUCCAUAGCUUGGAGAAACUACUUCCUUGAGAGCACUGAUAAACCUAAAGCCUCUGCUGAGUGAUGCAGAGUGUUGAUAGUGAUGGAAAAGCGACACAAGCUGCACUGGCUACAACUCAGCUGGAUCAGUUGCAUGUUGCAAGAAUGCAAAGAUGGAUGUUUUCCUUUUUUCUUGUGUUCUGUUGCAUAAACCACAGGUGUAUGCAGACGCAAGUCUCCCAUUCCUGGGUUAGUACAGUCCUUACUUUUUUUAUUUAAGUGUUUGUCUUUAAACAAAGUCUUGUUUAUUUAUUUUUUAACGAAGUGGGUCUGUAUUUUGAGUGUACUAAAGUGGAACUGCCAUCUUGUUUGUUUGUUUUCUCAAAUUCGGUGGUGACUUGAUGCAUGAGGUCAUGAUUUAGUGGGGUUUGUUCUGGUACGUUUGUUACUGUUGCUAUUUUUUGUAACACGAUGCAAUGUUCUGUCAGAUGGUGUGCAGUGCAAGUUUGUUUUUAGACAAAAGAUCUGUAAGUAAGGUAAUGUUAAAUGUUGGAAAUAAGUUGUGCUCAAUAAAAAGAAAAAGUCACUUUUUUUUUUUUAAAGAUUAAA
Oryzias latipes (Japanese medaka) is the source of this 2861-nucleotide messenger RNA. It is a transcript of the gene syt9a, whose product is annotated as synaptotagmin IXa. NCBI's taxonomy places the organism in Eukaryota, Metazoa, Chordata, Actinopteri, Beloniformes, Adrianichthyidae. The record is from RefSeq and is a predicted model, not a curated record. Gene Ontology annotation, cellular component: dense core granule; plasma membrane; exocytic vesicle. Gene Ontology annotation, molecular function: SNARE binding; calcium ion binding; phosphatidylserine binding. Gene Ontology annotation, biological process: calcium-ion regulated exocytosis.